UCAAGAUGCUCGUAUAAAGUUCUUAUUAACUUUACCUCAAGAUGAAAUUGAUCAACCUGAUACAAAUUGGGAUGUAAGUUCUAUUAGUUCAGCUGAUACUAUUGGUACUAUUAAUGAAGAACCUGUCUUGGUAGAUAGUCAACCACAACCACAAAUGCUGCAUCGACAAUUACAAUUAGAAGCGCAUCUACAACAACAACAACUACAACAAGCGCAAGCACAAGCAGUACAACUGCAUUUACAAUUACAGGCCCAAGCCCAAGCUCAACAACAACAACAACAGCAAGCGUUAGCGCAAGCACAAGCAGCUGAAUGA
Dentiscutata erythropus is the source of this 316-nucleotide messenger RNA. The record is from the annotation of a GenBank genome assembly. Lineage: Eukaryota; Fungi; Glomeromycota; Glomeromycetes; Diversisporales; Gigasporaceae.